Leptidea sinapis is the source of this 3805-nucleotide messenger RNA. RefSeq lists its product as uncharacterized. The coding region runs from base 148 to 2256 and encodes 702 amino acids. The transcript is spliced from 16 exons. The record is from RefSeq and is a predicted model, not a curated record. Gene Ontology annotation, biological process: spermatogenesis. NCBI's taxonomy places the organism in Eukaryota, Metazoa, Arthropoda, Insecta, Lepidoptera, Pieridae. Gene Ontology annotation, molecular function: metal ion binding.
GUGCGAAGAAAAACAAAAUGCCAAUUAAAUUGUCAGAGUUAAUAAUAAGUUUUAAUAAUUGAACUACCUUCAAAGAAUAAAAACUAGUAAGUUACGACAAUUUAAUUAAGAAAAUUUUGAUACAAACUUUGCUGCAGUUUUGUAAUCAUGAGUUUCGUGAACCUAGCUACGUUGGCAAUGCAUCGCCGUAGUGAAAUGGAGGAGCGACUUAAAGUUUUUAAUGAAAAAUGUGAUCAAGUCAUCCACAACAUAUCGAAGUUAAAAAUGCAGGCAUCAGGUUUUGCGGAGCAAUUAAAUUGUGAGCCGUCAGCUUUGAGAGAAAGGUUUCUGAGUUGUAUGAAGCAGUUAGAUGAAUAUACAUAUCUUAUAACUGAUAUUAAUCUAUCUGUUGUAAAUUGUGUUUCAGGUGAUGUAACAAUCAGUUCUGACAUGACACCAGUCCAUGACUCUGCCAGGAAAUCUGAACCAGUACAGCCGACUAUGAAUUUAAUGGAUGCAUUAAGUGAACCAAUUCCGUCCACAUCCAGACAGUGUAUGAACCCCAAUCCUGUCAAUAAACCAUUGAAAAAGAGAAUCCCGAAGGACUCUUUGAUAGUUUUCUCUAGUACUUCAUGUUCUUCGGAGAGUGUUCAAAAUCGCAGUGAAAGAGAGGAGGAGGAGCUUUCUAACAAUUUAUCAAAAAUUCAAAUAGAAGAAACCCUCAUAGCUCAAAUCAGAAACUGCAAACUACCCGCACAGGAACUUAUAGAAGUAGAUAAGCGUUAUCAAGCAGUAAUAAUGCACGCUGAUGGCGGCAUAUUUUGGAUUAUAAUUGAUACUAUAGAUGAUGUAUACAACUUAAUGAAGGAUUUGGAUGAGUAUUAUACGAAGAACCAAACCCGGUUGACACCGGAUCAGAGGAAAUUACUAACGUAUUGCGCUUACUAUGAUCAUGAAACAAAGUACCACUAUCGAGCUCUUCUUAUCAACAUCUGCAAGAACGAAGAAAUCGCCAACUUGUAUCUUUUAGACACGGGGGAGUACAGGUCCGGACUGGCGCAUACACUGCAGCCACUCGCACCACAGUUCUCCGAGCAUCCGCCGUUCGCUCGAAGCUGCCACCUGGCGGGGAUUGAAAUUUCUAUGUCCAAUGAAAGCGAAAAUGUAGCGAAAAUUGACUCUUACGUGUUAGAACAACGUGGGAAAGCCUGCACCAUCAUUGUUGAUGAUAACACAUCCGAAUCGCUCGGCGUGUUUGUGUUCCUUGAAUCGAAGUAUAGCCUGAACAACAUGGUCGUGGAAGCUGGAUGGGCUCGCAAAAUUGACAAGAAUGACUCAAAAUUCAACAAAAGUGGCAGUUCGGCGGAAUCUGAUUUUACGGAGUCUGCCUUUGAUAUCACGCACUGUCCGGAAUUCGAGGACCCCGUUGUGGCUGUUACGGGUUACCACAACCGAGACGAAGCCGAUAUCUGUAAACACUACAAGGGUGGACCUGAGAAAACUUGUUUUAAGGGACUUAGGUGUACAAAGAAGCACAUUGUGAAAAACCCAGAUGGAUGGACCUUGGACCGGGUGGCAGUGGCAGGCAAGUGCCCUACGCUGCCGUUACCUGAGCCCGGCACGUGGAUCCGCGUGACGGUCACGCACGUGGCACAUUUCAACCGCUUUUACGUGCAAAUACUCAACGAGAACGAAUUAGAUGAAACUCCACGUGCUUUUGGUAAAGUGGUACCGCCGACAACGCUCACCGCUCUUGUGCGAGAAAUGAACAGCGACGCACUUCUGACGACCAACAAAGAUAAGAAUUUCGAGAUAGCACCAGCGAUCGGCGAGUUGGUUGCGGCGGUGUUCCCCACGGACGGCCAGUGGUAUCGGGGCAGGGUUUUGAGCACCGAAAGAAAAGAUCAUUGUAUUGAGGUGAUGUACAUUGACUACGGCAACACCGCGUGGCUGCUUGAGAGCCAGGUGCGGAUACUUCCGCCCCGGUACGUGGCACUACCCGAGCAGGCCGUUGGCUGCGUGCUAGCAGGCGUGGCUUGCUCCUCCCUCGAUGCCGACCACCUGGCGGCAGCGAGACUCGUGGUCACGCAGCUUAUCAGCAAUCUGUCGUUCAACGCUCAGGUUAUAUCGCGCAGCUACAAAGAAUUAACAUUAGAAUUGAUUGACGGCGUCGGUCGCAACGUCGCCGAAGAACUCGCCAAGUCGAGAGUGGUCGAGCUGGUAAGCUUUAGUGUUGAACAUGACACCGAUGUGAAACAAAAACUGGUUGUCCCAUAGACAGCAAAUAAGGCCGGGAACACAUACCUAUACAUCGGGGUCGCGACAAUUGCGACAUUAAAUAAACACACGGGUAGAACUACUUAACCGUAACCAUAAAAAAAGUAUAUUCAUAACUUAAAUACAUCAUUCUCCUAAAUACAUCAAUCUAAUGUAUAAAAUUCUCGUGUCGCGGUGUUUGUAGUUAAACUCCUUCGAAACGGCUUGACCGAUUCUCAUGAAAUUUUGAGUGCAUAUUGGGUAGGUCUGAGAAUCGGACAUCUAUUUUUCAUCCCCCUAAAUGUCCACGCCAAUUUUUUUUUUUAAUUUGUUUGACAUUUUUUUUAAAUUAUGAGUCAGCAUUAAAAAAUACAUACAACUUCAAAUUUUCACGCAUCUACGAUCAACAGUUACUUUUGUAUCGCGAUUUUAAUAUCGGCAAUACAACGUUCGCUGGGUCAGCUAGUCUAAUAUAUAAAGUUCUCGUGUCCCGGUGUUUGUUACCAAACUCCUCCGAAACGGCUGAACCGAUUUUUGUAUGAAAUUUUGUGUGCAUAUCGGGUAGGUCUGAGAAUCGGCCAACAUUUUUUUUUAUACCCCCAAUUGAUAAGGGUGAUCCCUAAAUAUUUUAUAUUUAUUUUUUGACAAUUUUUUAUUUUAUUAUGAUUCGGUAUUGAAAAAUACAUACAACUUCAAAUGUUCGCCCCUCUACGAUCUACAACUAGUUUUGUGUAGCGAUUUUUAUAUUAUUCUGUUGCAAGAUUGCAAUCAAAUACAAUAAAUAUUGUAGUAAGAUAUAUUUGGUAGGCCUGAGAAUCGGUUGCAUCUAAUUUUUAUACCCCAAAAAUUUUAAUCAUUGAAUUUUUAUUAAUUACUUUAUAUGGCAAUACAACUUUGGCUUUUUCAACCUGUAAGAAAUAUAGUAGCCGCGAGCUAGCGUAGGCGCUAACACCUACAUCGUGGCAUCUUAAGCGACCACUUAAGGGUGAUUAAAAUUUUGUUUCCUAAAUAUAAUAAUAAUAUAUUAAUAUUGACACACUUUUUACACAAAUUAUCUUUCCCCAAGUUAAGCAUAUAUAGCCUGUGUUAUGGGUUACAAGACAAUGAUAUAUUUAAUACAAUAUUAAGUAUAUUAAACUUAAACAUACAUAAAUACAUUUAAACAUCCAUGACUCGGAAACAAAGAUCUAUAUUCAUCAUAUAAAUGCUUGCACCUACCGGGAUUCGAACCCGGGACCUCUAGCUUUGUAGGUAGGAUCGCUACUCGGCUAUACAAGUCGUAAAUAUAAUUUGUAUGUUUGAAAAUUUCAAUUAUUUACUUAAAAGUUUAGAAUUAUUUUUUAACGAUUAAGGUUAGAUAGCUCUUCUGGUGUGUUCAUUUAAAGUCGCCAUUAAUAACGCCAAGAUGUAUAAUGAACGACGCAUACGAAAGUCCAUUUGUUCGCCGUCGAUCGAUGUAUGUGGGUAGAGCCUAAGGCAACGUUUAUCCGUUAUAUUAUGUUCCAUAGAUUAUAACUUAAAUACCUAAUGGUUUUUUUAUGACUAGUAUUACAGUAUUAAUAAGUUUAAA